Ilyonectria robusta is the source of this 2035-nucleotide messenger RNA. Its product is annotated as peptidase C1B, bleomycin hydrolase. The transcript has 2 exons. NCBI's taxonomy places the organism in Eukaryota, Fungi, Ascomycota, Sordariomycetes, Hypocreales, Nectriaceae. Gene Ontology annotation, molecular function: cysteine-type aminopeptidase activity. The record is from RefSeq and is a predicted model, not a curated record. Gene Ontology annotation, biological process: L-homocysteine catabolic process; proteolysis; response to toxic substance. Gene Ontology annotation, cellular component: cytoplasm. Bases 186 to 1703 code for a protein of 505 amino acids.
GUCACUUGAUGACGCCUCAUUCAUCCAUCCAUCUUCCCCUCUUGAACCCUACACUAUCUCCUUCCAUCCUCAGUCCAUUCCCUUUACCAUCGCGGCAUCACUUUGCGCGGAUUUCUCAAGUGUGAGAGAACGCACGUUUCCAAUAGCUGCUACCCUACACCGACAUCGGAUCAUUAUACAUUACAAUGGGUGGUCAACCGUCUAAGCUAGUCGAGCCUACUAUGCACGAAAAGGCCGUUAUUGAGCGUCUUCGUAGCCUUCGGGUGCAGGAUGACUUUGUCGAGGUCACCAGUGACUCUGAGAAGUCUCUCGGUCCUCUGGUCCGAGAGGCCCAGGGUCUUCCAGUUCAUGUCCUGGAGUCUUGGCAGGCCGACUUCCUCAAGGAUCCCAAGAACAAGCUCGCACUCACGGCGUUGAGCAGCCAGAACCCCAAAGCGGCCCUCACUUCGUUGCCCACCGAGAUUGCCGACCAGCAGAUCUACAAUGUCAAGAUCCCCGUUGAGGGCGACCCCAUUACAAACCAGCGCUCUAGCGGACGCUGCUGGUUGUUCGCCUCUACCAACGUCUUCCGAAUCGCCUUGAUGAAGCGCUAUAGGCUUGAGAGCUUUGAGCUGUCGCAGGCCUACCUCUUCUACUGGGACAAGCUUGAGAAGUCCAACUUUUUCCUCGAGCAGAUCAUCGACACUGCUGGCGAGGACCUCGAGGGACGCCUGGUCCAGAGGCUUUUGAACGACCUGGUAUCCGAUGGCGGCCAGUGGGACAUGGUCUACAACCUCGUCGAGAAGUACGGCCUCGUCCCUCAGACCAUCUACCCGGACAGCUGGAAUGCUAUGAACUCUGGAGUCCUGAACAGCGUUGUACAGACUAAGCUCCGAGAGUUUGCCCUGAAGCUCCGAACCAUGGUCAACUCCAAGAAUGGCGUUUCUGCUGCGGCCCUCUCCUCGGCUAAGGAUAAGAUGAUGCGCGAGAUUCAACUCAUCAUGACUCUCCUUCUCGGCCCCCCUCCCAACCCCGAGGAAGCAUUUACUUGGCAGUACAAUGACAAGAAUGGCAAGGCACACCAGUUGAAGACCAACCCCAAGGACUUUGCCAAGGACAUCUACAGCCCCGACUACAAGUUUGUGACCGCCAAUGUCAUCGAUAAUCUGAUUUCUCUCGUCAACGACCCUCGCCACGACUACUUGACUCGUCUUGAGGUUUCUCGACUUGGAAACGUUGUUGGUGGCCGCGGAGUCAGCUACACCAACGUUGACAUGGACACUAUGAAGGGAGUUUGCGUCAAGAUGCUCAAGGCCGGUCUUCCCAUCUUCUUCGGCAGUGAUGUGGGACAGUUUAGUGACUCGAAGUCCGGUAUUAUGGAUCUGGAGCUCUUUAACUACGACCUGGGCUUUAACACAAGCCUGCUGGGAAUGAACAAGGCACAGAGGUUGAUGACCGGAGAGAGCUUGAUGACCCACGCGAUGGUGCUGACUGCUGUGCACAUCGACGAGGACACGGGCAAGCCUGUACGGUGGCGAGUGCAGAACAGCUGGGGCACCAGCGCAGGAGAAAAGGGUUGGUUCGUCAUGAGUGACGCAUGGAUGGACGAGUUCGUGUACCAGGUCGUGGUUGACCCGCGCUUUUGCAGCAAGGCGGUCAGAGAUGUGACCAAGAAGGAGCCCAUUGUUCUUCCUCUAUGGGAUCCCAUUGGAUCUCUGGCUUAAGAUUAUGCCUCGCAUGGAGUACAUGAGCUGGGCGACUUGCAGCAGAACCAGUUGGAAGCAUUACAGCGGUCAACUCAGUUGGGCUUCUCGGCCGAGCCGCGUCCGGUGUGAGGGACAUGAGACUCAAUGUGAAUGGACGCUUGGGCGCAAAUGGAAGCACCAAGGAAUGCGGGUCGUUGGAUAUUGACGAUGUAUGAUGCAGCAUGGGCUGAUUUGCGGAGCAAGACGAUUGCGAGCAGAGGGGGCGUGCGAGAUCCCGCAGCCUCACGGACAACGAGAGUGACGCUUUCUUACGCUACGUUAGCAAUAUGAAUGAUAUUUUCUACUUCCUU